AUGAUGUCCCAGGCAGCCAUGCUGGUCGAAAAGGCUAUCGGCCACGACAAGAACGCCAUCACGGCCCAGGACAUCUCGAACCCAGCCAUCAACCGGGAGAAGUACGGCGACCCCAACGUGAAGAUGCAGGCGCUCUGCUGGAUGGGCAAGAACACAGUCCAAGUCCUCACGGUCCCGAAGCCCAAAGUCGUCGAAGACAACGAUGUCAUCCUUAAAGUGACCGGAUCGACCGUGUGCGGCAGCGACCUGCAUCUGCUGCACGGAUCCAUUGUCGAGAUGCAGAAGGGCGACAUCCUCGGCCACGAGUUCUGCGGCAUCGUCGAUGACAUGGGCCCGAAAGUGACCAACCUCCAGAAGGGCGACCGCGUGGUGGCGUCCUUCCAGAUCGCCUGCGGAGACUGCUUCUACUGCAAGCAGAAGCUGUCGUCCAUGUGCGAGAAGACCAACUCGAACACCAUCGAGAACGGCAUGUAUGGCGGCAGGACUGCGGGCAUGUUCGGCUACAGCCAUUUCACAGGCGGUUUCGCAGGUGGCCAGGCCGAGUACGUGCGGGUGCCGUUUGGAAAUGUGAAUCUGUUGAAGCUGCCGGAUGAUGUGCCCGAUGAGAAGGGGCUCUAUCUCUCGGACGUCGUCGCGACAUCUUGGAAUGCCGUUGUUGACACCGUGGUCUACGAGGGUGAUGUUGUCGCUAUAUGGGGCGCUGGGCCUGUCGGUCAGAUGGCUGCCGAGUUCGCCUUUUUGAGGGGUGCCAGCCGUGUCAUCGUGAUUGACCAAAACUGGCGCUUGGACUUCAUCAAAGAGAAAAAUCCGAAAAUCGAGACAAUCAACUUCAAGGCGCUGCCGAGCGGGACCACCGUAACGUCGAAGCUGAAGGAGAUGGUUAAUAACCGCGGCCCGGAUGUUGCGAUCGAGUGCGUAGCUGGCGAGUACCCCAAGAGCUGGGCGCACACGGUCGAGCUUGCCAUGGGCUUGGAGAACGAUACGAGCGAGAUCGUCAACGAGAUGAUCACAUCAGUCAGAAACUUCGGCCGCUGCGGUAUCACUGGUGUAUACGCUGGAUUCACGAACCACUUCAACAUUGGCGCUCUGAUGGAGCGCGGCAUCCGGCUCAUCGGCAAUGGUCAAGCGCCAGUCCAAAGAUACUGGGAGGACCUCCUCAAGAAGAUCCAGUCGGGUGAGAUUGACCCGCUCGUGAUGCUCAGCCAUCGCGUCAGCAUGGAUGACAUGGACAAAGUGUACUACAAGUUUGAAAAGAAGGAAGAUCGCAUGCAGAAGGUGUUCGUGGAGACGAAAUUCUCUGCGCCGCCGGCGCCAGGCACCCCGCAGCUAACGAGAUACUGA
Coniosporium apollinis CBS 100218 is the source of this 1341-nucleotide messenger RNA. RefSeq names its product alcohol dehydrogenase. The transcript has 3 exons. NCBI's taxonomy places the organism in Eukaryota, Fungi, Ascomycota, Dothideomycetes. The record is from RefSeq and is a predicted model, not a curated record. Gene Ontology annotation, molecular function: zinc ion binding; oxidoreductase activity. Bases 1 to 1341 code for a protein of 446 amino acids.